AUGUCGAGCAUACUGAUGCCACAUUCACUGUUUACAACUUUUUUCAGCACAUCAGGUUCAACUGGUGUAGCAGAUAUUCCGGAUAUUUUGGCUCAAACAGAGCAUGGAUGUCGUGUAUUAAUUGAUGGUCACUCACUACGUGAAGUCCUUAAUAGCGUUGACACAUAUGAUGCUAAACUUGAUCUCGUGCAAGAUCUUAUCAGACAGCUUAAAGCUGUUAAAGAACGUUUGAGUUGUGGUGAUAUACAGAUCGGUAAAGAAGAUAUUGAGGAGACAAGUCUUAAGGAUACGGACGAAUUAGUCACAGAAGCUAAGGAGCAAAAUUGCUUACAAAAUAUGUCGGCAGACAAUUUAGACGAACUGAUGCUGCGACAGCAAUAUCUUAUUCAGCAACAACAAAAUCAGCAACGGUUGCUUGCUAUGGCAUCAGCACUUCAUGCUGCACAACAUUCAAGUAGUGUGCGAUUAGGAUUUAUGCUACCUCCUGCAACAACAUACGGUCAAUUUUUGAAUGGAACAGUACUUGGAAGUGAUUGUAAUGCUCUAUCAGCAGCAACAGUACUUUCUCAAGGUGUUAGUAAUGGAGGAAAUAAUGUUAUCAGUCAUUUGGGAACAAAUGCAAUUGAUUGUAAUGAUCGAAGUGGUUGUGAGACACCACUCAAUUUGAGUAAAGUUAAACUGGAAAGUUCCACAGAUUUUUCCAAAUCGCGUAAGGUAUCACUGGUUAAUAGUAACAGCAGUUCAAAAGUAUCCAACUCAUCUUCUGAACAACAACUCAACCGAUUACCAUGUUCUUCGAUCUCUUUCGCUUCAGAAACAUCAGCUUUUACAAGUCAUUCUCCUGCUUCCUCAGGCGAAAGCGCCACCGGAAAUGCAAUGCUUUCUGAUAGUGUUCCGACACGGAUCCCAGCUAAAUCACCAAAUCACAUUAAACGUCCAAUGAAUGCGUUUAUGGUAUGGGCACGUGAUGAGCGAAGAAAAAUCUUGAAAGCUUGUCCAGAUAUGCAUAAUAGUAAUAUAUCGAAAAUACUUGGGUCACGAUGGAAAGCUAUGUCAAACAUUGAGAAGCAACCAUAUUAUGAGGAGCAGUCUCGGCUGAGCAAAUUACAUAUGGAACAACAUCCAGAUUAUCGCUAUAGGCCGAGGCCAAAACGAACAUGUGUAGUUGAUGGAAGGAGAGUGCGUAUUCAUGAAUAUAAGAAUUUAAUGAGGAAUAAAACAACAGGAAGUGUAAGUAAUACUGUUGGACGUUCGGUUGCUAAUAGUGAAUGGAAUAAUGACUUAGAUCAAUGUAUACCAUCCAUGAGCCCUGGAUCAAGCUCAAGUCAGCCUUCAACUGUUACCAGCAGUAAUUUAUCGUCUUCUGCAUCAGUAGUGGCUCUUGUUGAUGGUAAUAAUGUUGAUACUACGCCCUCGAGGCCGUUUCCAUCUGUUGAAUUUACAAGCCUUAAUGGUGCAACAUUACUUGCUGAUAUAUCUCAUCAUCACCACCAUCAUCAUCAUCACCAUCGCCAAAUGUUACAAACCGCUGAAUAG
Thelazia callipaeda (thelaziosis nematode) is the source of this 1536-nucleotide messenger RNA. The record is from the annotation of a GenBank genome assembly. NCBI's taxonomy places the organism in Eukaryota, Metazoa, Nematoda, Chromadorea, Rhabditida, Thelaziidae.